UACGACUCAUCGACGCACAUACGCACUGCACUCCCUGCCGAGGUUAACGCAGCCAUGCAAGGACCGGCAGACGAAUUGCACACAUUCACUCGCUGUGCAAAUGAUUUGAUUUAAUGUUCCAUUUGUACUGCAUGACAAAUGAAACUGACUGGGCGUCCCGACUCAAGCGCACUUAGUCAUACGCGGUUCAGUCGCUGCGAGGGAACGCUCGGAACUGCCAGUCCGAAGGUUUUUGUCCUGGCAGCAUCUGCGCGGAGGGCUUUGCCCGUUUGGCGCAGAGAUGCUCCCCGGACAGGCAAUUUCUGUGUGACCGCGGUGCGUGUGUAAUCAGACAGUCGAAGCCCAGCGCUGGAUUACCAAACGCAGCCUCUUGCUCUUCAUACUGUAGGGCCAAGCCGCGGCUCCCCGGAUGCUUCUGUCGGCAGUCUGGCAGGGCAGAGCUGCUGCCCUGGUCUGGCUGAGUCUGCGUGCUAGUCCUGCUGGGUCUGAUUCUGGGUCUGAUUCUGGUCACUUCUCUUUGGGUCGGAGUACGUAUUGCAUGCGCCUAGUGCAUCGGGGCUUCCCACUUUCUGCCGCACGCCCCCUCCACCUCGGCAGCGCACCAACGCCAGUUCCCACCCCUCCCCCCCUCCCUCCCUCCGAACUGUCUCCAGCCCUCCAAGCAUCGACGUUGACGAAACCGGUAGGGCCGGCCUGGGCGUCUGGGAUGAUAUAAAGCAAAGCGUUUUGCCACCACAUCGCCGUCAGAUCGAACUCUCCAAACCGCAAAAUCUAC
Trichoderma atroviride IMI 206040 is the source of this 775-nucleotide messenger RNA. NCBI's taxonomy places the organism in Eukaryota, Fungi, Ascomycota, Sordariomycetes, Hypocreales, Hypocreaceae. The record is from RefSeq and is a predicted model, not a curated record.